Messenger RNA from Manihot esculenta (cassava), 3294 nucleotides. RefSeq names its product serine/arginine repetitive matrix protein 2. The transcript has 16 exons. Gene Ontology annotation, molecular function: RNA binding. Gene Ontology annotation, biological process: mRNA processing; regulation of mRNA splicing, via spliceosome. Gene Ontology annotation, cellular component: spliceosomal complex. The coding region runs from base 266 to 3130 and encodes 954 amino acids. The record is from RefSeq and is a predicted model, not a curated record. NCBI's taxonomy places the organism in Eukaryota, Viridiplantae, Streptophyta, Magnoliopsida, Malpighiales, Euphorbiaceae.
UAGGGCAAAAAAUACAUCAGAGCAAGCCAUCGCACAUGCACUAGUCACUAGCGCGGCCAGAGAUUUUUUUGUAGAGAGGGUGUUGAAGUAUCGAGAGAAGCCAUUGCCGUAAACGACCUUUCUCAAAUUUUCCCGUUUACCCAAUACACGGCUUCGUCUCCAUAUUCUUUCCAUAAACAUACCUCUCAGUUGCUCUCGCAGUUGCUCCAUUUUAUCGCACACAGAUUUCGCACUAAUUCACAUCAGUCUUCGUCAAAACCCUAAAAUGUCGGGCGGUUUUUUUCGGGGUACUUCUGCAGAUCAAGAUACUCGAUUCUCGAACAAGCAAGCUAAAUUGUUGAAAUCGCAGAAGUUUGCUCCCGAAUUGGAACAUCUGGUGGACAUGAGGAAAGUGAAGAUGGAUGUUAUCAGACCAUGGAUUGCUAAUAGGGUGACAGAGCUUCUUGGAUUUGAAGAUGAAGUUCUUAUUAACUUUAUUUAUGGUCUCCUUGAUGCAAAGGAAGUUAAUGGAAAGGAGGUUCAAAUAUCACUUACGGGAUUUAUGGAGAAAAACACUGGAAAGUUUAUGAAGGAGCUUUGGACCCUUCUUCUCAGUGCACAAAAGACUGAUAGUGGUGUUCCCCAGCAAUUCUUGGAUGCCAAAGAAGAGGAAACACGGAAGAAGCAGGCAGAGGUGGAUAGGAUAACAAAUGAAAUUCAGAAGAAGAAAGAGAAGGAGGGUAGAGAACUUGAGUGGGAGAGAUCAAAGAAGAUGGACGGUGGGCCUGAAACAAAGGCCAUUGUUGCUGCUGUGGAGCAAGUCUCAAAGCAUAUGGCAAAGGGGUCAAGUGCUGAUGCAGAGGAUGUGAAAGAAACUGAUAAUAGGAAUGGUGUCAGAGGAAGGAAUGGGUCUUCUCGGUCUCCCCAUUCAGUUGAUCGUUCAUCUUCAUCCCCUCGGGGUUCACCUUCUCGAAACAGCAGCGACAGACACAAGACUAGGAGUUUAUCAAGAUCACCAGAAACACAAAGACGAUCUGUUUCUUCAGACAGGGUGUAUCACUCACCAGGAAAAAGAUCUAUUACACCUCGUCGAAGGUUUUCAUCUCGAGGCUCUCUUUCUCCUUCAAGGAGAAGGUAUUCUAGGCCAAGAUCAAGAUCAUCUUCACGCCACAUGUCACCUUCUCCAGUACGACGUAGAUUGCACUCUCCAUUUAGACGCAGAUCUCCUUCACCAAUCCGGCGUAGGUCUCCCUCACUUAGUCGACGUAGAUCUCCCUCACCUAUUCGGCGCCGUAGAUCUCCCUCACCCAUUCGACGCCGUAGAUCACCCUCACCCAUCCAACGUCGUAGAUCACCCUCACCUAUCCGCCGACGUAGAUCUCCUUCACCCCUUCGACGUAGAAGAUCACCUCUGCCCCUUCGACGACGAUCACCUUCACCUGUGUGGCGUAGAUCACCCUCACCAAUGCAGCGUAGGUCACCCUCACUUAUUCGCCGGAGAUCUCCUCCUUCAAGACGCAAAUCACCCUCCCCCUUCCGCCGUAGGUAUCAGAGAUCUCCAUCAACUCCCCAUCGCCGGUCUCCAUCACCAAGACGUAGAUCACCUCUUCCUUCUCGUAGAAGAUCACCACUUCCUUCAAGGCAGAGGUCUCCUUCACCUUAUGGAUCAAGUUCUCCUUCUCCUGUCCGGUAUAAGUCUCCUUCACCUGUAAGGAAAUCUUCAAAGGAACAUAGGAGGUCACUUGUGCAAUCUCCUGGGGAAAGAGUUGGUGUACGGGAAAAACCAUCCCCUGUGUUGCGUCGAUCCUUUAAUUCUCUAAGGUCUCCACAAACAGAUCCAAAGGAUGGGAAGGAUUCUCGUGUUAAAUUGGCAUCUUUGUCCCCUUCACCAGAGAGGUCUCCUGUUCGAUUGGAAUCUCCACCACUCUCAAGGACUAGGAAUUCUAGUGAGGAUAGAAGGUUAACGAGUCCUUAUGAGAGCCCCGUGAGGCAAAGAAAAGGGACAAGAAAUAGGUCGACUAGUCCAUAUGAGAGCCCUGUCAGGCGAAGAAAAGGGAUAAGAAAUAGGUCCAGUAGUCCAUAUGAGAGUCCUGUGAGGCAAAGAAAAGGGAUAAAAAAUAGGUCUUCUAGUCCAUCUGCAAGUCCUGCAAGGCAAAGAAGGGGGCAUAUUACACAUGAUGACAGCUUAAGCCCUCCACGGAUGCCAAGACAGCAAAAAACUCAUCAAGAAAGUCCUCGGUGUAGAAAUGAGGAUGAAAAUACUGAUCAUGCUCGGGAUUUUAAAUCCAGGUCUUCACAGAAACAGUCUACGCAUUCAUCCAUCAUCAGUAAGCAGAAAGAGUCCCCAGUCAAGGUCCAUUCGAAGGAGCAUUCUCCUCAAAGAGUGGCAGGUCAUCGGGUUACUGAAUCUAGGAGCCGUCUUGAUAUUGUGGAAUCAAGAAAGAAAGAGCAGGAAAUAAAUAGUGAGAAGGGUUCCCAGAAGGGGGCUUAUGCUGAAAUUCCUGAGCAGCAGAAAUCUCCAACCUCAUUUGAGGAGCCUUUGCUGGGAGAGAGACAAUUGCCUUAUGCAGGAGAGGGUAGAAAAUCUGAUGAGAGAAACCAUUCACAUUCAAAUAAGGUCAAGGACAGUGAGAAAAACCGUGCACAUUCAAACAAGGUUAAGGACAGUGAUAGGCACCAUAAAUCUGAAACUAUGCCAAUGUUGGUGGAAAAGGCUGAUCAUAGUAAUGGAGGUGGUGGUGCAUUUGAUUCUGGUUCAGAGGAAAGUAACAAGCGCACAACUGAUGAUAAGGAGAAGCGAAGGCAUAAAAGAUCACAUAGGGAGGAAGUGGCUUCAGAUGAUGAUUACAGCUAUGAUUCUGAAUAUGAAGAAAGGAAGGAGGCUAAGAGGAGGAGGAAGGAAGAAAAGAAACUGCGGAAGGAGGAAAAACGUCGGCGUCGUGAGGAGCGACGUCGUAGAAGGGAAGAACGGCGUGCAGAGAAGCUCAAGUUGAAGGAUUUAAAAGAUAAUAAUUCUUCUGAUGAUGAAUUUGGAGGGAGGAUGGAUCCAAGUGAUAGUGAAGAUGCACAUUCUGAGCAGAAGAAACUUGAGAUUGAGUUGAGGAAGAAGGCUCUUGAAUCACUUAAAGCAAAGAAGGGCAUUAGUCACUAAUUUAUUGCUGUCGUAAACAUUAUAAUAUCAUUCUAAUUAAGAUGUUCUUUAUAUAUUUUCUAGGAACUUUGUUUUGAAUGGGAGUUCUUUUAUAUUGGUAACUGUUUAAUGUAGUCUGUUUACUGCUGGCAGCUGAAAUGGAUAAAUGAGGAUUUCCUGAGCUA